This is a messenger RNA of Striga hermonthica, 1104 nucleotides long. Lineage: Eukaryota; Viridiplantae; Streptophyta; Magnoliopsida; Lamiales; Orobanchaceae. The record is from the annotation of a GenBank genome assembly.
AUGUGCGACAAUAACAACAACAACGAAUUAGAGAUUAACCAAGAAAACCCAUCUCACGUUUUAGCUGAAAACAACGGCGGGGGUUUCCAAGCACAGGAUCAUCCAACGCCCAAUUUCCCUUUACAGAAUAUUAUGCAGCCGAACAUGAUCAACGGCUUAGAUGUUUUCUUCGGGGACGGCGGGCCCGGCCCAGCCCUCGUCUUACCAGAUGCCUCGCCCCAGAUACUGCCCUGGAAUUUCCCACACCCGUCCGGGCCAGCCCACUUCCCAACCCGAGAGCCCGACCCGUUCCUCCUACCACCCCCUCCCCCGGGACUGUUCAGCCCGAGGAGGCCGUUCGGGUACGAGAGCGGGCCUAGCUCGGACCACCACCAACACCACCAUCUGAGGCUGAUCACGGAGUCCUUGGGCCAGGUGGCGGGCCCCGCUGGCCCGUUUGGGCUGCACGCGGAGCUCCAGAAGAUGACGGCUCAGGAGAUAAUGGACGCAAAGGCCUUGGCGGCUUCUAAAAGUCACAGCGAGGCUGAGAGGAGGCGCAGAGAAAGGAUUAAUAAUCAUCUGGCUAAGCUCAGGAGCUUGCUACCAAGCACAACCAAAACGGACAAGGCUUCGUUGCUUGCUGAAGUGAUCCAGCACGUGAAGGAGCUGAAGAGACAGACAUCCCUCAUAUCCGAGACGAGCGCCGUCCCCACGGAGACCGAUGAAGUUACGGUGGACAGCACUACAGACGAUCUCAUCCGGGCCUCCAUAUGCUGCGAGGACCGGCCGGACCUCCUUCCGGACCUCAUCAAGGCCCUCAAAGGCCUCAGGCUAAAGACUCUCAAGGCUGAGAUCACGACACUUGGUGGCCGGGUGAAGAACGUCCUGUUUGUGACGGGGGAGGAGGGCGGCGAUCAGCCGCAGCCGGUGUGCGUGAGCUCGAUUGAGGAGGCGCUCAAGGGAGUCGUGGAGAGGGGGGGAGUGGAGGACGGCAACCACGCCGCGACAGCCGAAGGCGCGACGACCGGCGCUACGACGAGGAUCAGCGACGGCGCGAUGGUCACGCAGAUCACCACCGCGAUGAACGGCACCGAGAGGAGCGGGCUUAUACACGGUCGAAGUUGA